Nomascus leucogenys (northern white-cheeked gibbon) is the source of this 1748-nucleotide messenger RNA. It is a transcript of the gene KTI12, whose product is annotated as KTI12 chromatin associated homolog. Lineage: Eukaryota; Metazoa; Chordata; Mammalia; Primates; Hylobatidae. The record is from RefSeq and is a predicted model, not a curated record.
GAAGAGCAGUUUGCACUUCCGGCUUACGUCGGAGACGCGUACAACGCGGAAGUUGACGCAGCGCGGUUGCCUACGGUCGCUCCCGGAGAGGAUGCCGCUCGUGGUGUUUUGCGGGCUGCCGUACAGCGGCAAGAGCCAGCGUGCUGAAGAGUUGCGCGUGGCGCUGGCUGCCGAGGGCCGCGCAGUGUACGUGGUGGACGACGCAGCUGUCCUGGGCGCAGAGGACCCAAGCGUGUACGGCGAUUCUGCCCGUGAGAAGGCAUUGCGUGGAGCUUUGCGAGCCUCCGUGGAACGGCGCCUGAGUCGCCACGACGUAGUCAUCCUGGACUCGCUUAACUACAUCAAAGGUUUCCGUUACGAGCUCUACUGCCUGGCACGGGCGGCGCGCACCCCGCUCUGCCUGGUCUACUGCGUACGGCCCGGCGGCCCGAGCGCGGGACCUCAGGUGGCGGGCGCGAACGAGAACUCCGGCCGGAACGUCAGUGUGAGUUGGCGGCCACGCGCUGAGGAGGACGGGAGAGCCCAGGCGGCGGGCAGCAGCGUCCUCAGGGAGUUGCAUACUGCGGACUCUGUAGUAAAUGGAAGUUUCCAGGCCGACGUACCCAAGGAACUGGAGCGAGAAGAAUCCGGGGCUGCGGAGUCUCCAGCUCUUGUGACUCCGGAAUCAGACAAAUCUGCAAAGCAUGGGUCCGGUGCCUUUUACUCUCCCGAACUCCUGGAGGCCCUAACGCUGCGCUUUGAGGCUCCCGAUUCUCGGAAUCGCUGGGACCGGCCUUUAUUCACUUUGGUGGGCCUAGAAGAGCCGUUGCCCCUGGCGGGGAUCCGCUCUGCCCUGUUUGAGAACCGGGCCCCACCACCCCAUCAGUCUACGCAGUCCCAGCCCCUCGCCUCCGGCAGUUUUCUGCACCAGUUGGACCAGGUCACGAGUCAAGUAUUGGCCGGAUUGAUGGAAGCGCAGAAGAGCGCUGUCCCCGGGGACUUGCUCACGCUUCCUGGUACCACAGAGCACUUGCGGUUUACCCGGCCCUUGACCAUGGCAGAACUGAGUCGCCUUCGUCGCCAGUUUAUUUCGUACACUAAAAUGCAUCCCAACAAUGAGAACUUGCCGCAACUGGCCAACAUGUUUCUUCAGUAUUUGAGCCAGAGCCUGCACUAACCAGAGGAGGUAGGGGGGGAAGCCGUGGCUUCUGAUCUCCACUCCACUUUAUUUCUCUGGGAAGAAUAGGCUGCAGGUCUCCAGAGCAUAUCGAUGCAGUACUGUACUAGAGCUGUUGUGACUGAUUCAAACUUUCCUGCAUACCCCUGUGCCAGGCCUUGGGUUUACAGCAUAAGUUCAGACUAAAGAGAAUGGAGAACUAUUGUGGUGCAACCUGGCAAAUCCCGCCAGUGGACAGAGCUGAGGUGGACAGGGAUUACCUAGAUUGGAUCCUGCUUGGGCUAUCACAGAGCAUUGACCAUUGGCUUCCCUCAUGUGAGGCGUGGGAGAGCAGACUGGACAGAUGAGAAUUGUUUUAAAACAAUUGUGAACAGAAACUGAAGAUGGCACAGUUCUACAUCUGCACCUGCCCUUUUUUCAUACCACAAAAGUAUUUUUUGAGUACUGUACUGACUUUUUGCUAGUCUCUGUUCUGGGACUGAGUUCACAGAUAAAUCCAUUGGUUUGUAUCCUUGGGAAACUUUGUUUUUGUGGAAGUAAGAAAGUUAUCUACUAGAUUAUUUCCUCUAAUAAAAUCUUUUAAAAUAGUCUA